Messenger RNA from Filobasidium floriforme, 1929 nucleotides. RefSeq names its product glycoside hydrolase superfamily. Bases 205 to 1764 code for a protein of 519 amino acids. Gene Ontology annotation, biological process: carbohydrate metabolic process. The transcript has 14 exons. The record is from RefSeq and is a predicted model, not a curated record. Gene Ontology annotation, molecular function: hydrolase activity, hydrolyzing O-glycosyl compounds. Lineage: Eukaryota; Fungi; Basidiomycota; Tremellomycetes; Filobasidiales; Filobasidiaceae.
ACAAAUUGUCCAACAUGUCCAACUCGUAUACUUCCCUUCAUGCCCUCGCCAUCGCCCAGCCCUUUCCAGGAGUAACGAUUGAAUACCUGUUCACCUGAUCAGACACCGCCUCCGCAGCUUCUUGACCUAGCCCUUGCCUACAGGAGUAGUAUAACUGUCGCACCUCGAUCAACCACCUCGAUCAACCAUCAUCAGCAUCGAACCAUGUCUUACAACUACAGCACACCCUACUCUUCAAUACCACCUGAGCGACACGAGCUCAACGAUUUCUACGAUAGUUCUUCUGUACCAGCUCCUCACCGACUGUCCCAAAAUUUAACCCCAAGUCAAUCAUACACCGACAUUCCUAAUCAAUACGGCUACAUGUCCGGCCCAGACCCAACGACCCAGCUCAACCGUCCUUCCAUCUCGGGGGACGGUAAUUAUCGAGACUCGUACGCUUCUUCGUUCGAUAAAGAAGCCCACGUGGGUGGGGGCGGGUAUGGAUAUGCAGCUGGAGCUGGAGGUGCGGCAGGAGCAGGAGCAGCCUAUGGAGCCGCAACAGCAGGCGGUGGUGGUGCCGGGGGUCUGGGGUAUGCGCACUACGACCCACAAGGCCGAUCCGGUGCCAGGUUCGCCGCUCGGCAAGAACAAGGUGCGACCCUAGGCGGUACCGGCGCUGCAUCAGGGGGGUAUGCAGCUGCUGCGGGUGGAACGGGGGGUAGCAAGAAGAAAUGGUGGAUCAUCGGAGGGAUCGUAUUAGCCAUAGCUGCGAUCGUAGCUAUCGCCGUCGGGGUCAUCGUAGGGCGAAACGGUGGCGGGAGCGGGAGUAGCAGUAACAAGUCGGCAGAGGAUGGGUCGGCGGAUGUUGGGGAUGAUCCGAGCGUGUUCGAAAAGGAUUCGAGGUUACACAACAGUUUCUGGGCUUUUGCUUAUACGCCGCAGAACGUACAAUACGGAACUUGCGGAGCGACCCAAGCCAACGUCACACGGGACGUGCAGAUCCUCUCCCAGUUGACCACCCGGAUCCGACUGUAUGGAGCCAAUUGUAACCAGACUGCCAUGGUCCUCCAGGCGAUUCAGGAUACCAAGGUCGAUCUGAGCGUCUAUGUCGCCAUCUACGUUGAUUCGAAUCAGGACGCCUUCGACAGCCAAUUGGAGGCUAUCGAGGAUGCAUUGAAGACGUAUGGCGCCGACCACGUACUCGGCGUGACUGUAGGAAACGAAUACAUCCUCUUUAACGGAGCAGCGGGAAUUCCCAAGAUCGUCAACGACGUAGCGACCGUGCGAGCCCGGAUCGAUGCGCUGGGAUUGAGCAAGACUUUGCCUCAUGGGACGAGUGACGCUGGAAGCGUCUUUACGCAGGCUUUGGCCGAGGGGAUCGAUUAUUUCCAUGCUAACGUGCAUCCAUGGUUCGGAAACUUGUCUAUUGCAGACGCCGCUACGUGGACAUGGGACUUUUACCAGACCAAUGAUGUAGCUGUCGCAGAAUCGGCAUCGAACAAACCUGACACUGCAAUUGCUGAGACGGGUUGGCCAACCGGUUCCGACUGGGCAAACACCUCGAGCAAUGGAGGUGGUGCCGAAGCUAGCGCUGCCAACUUACAGACCUUCUUGGACACUUUUGUCUGCCAAGCCAACGCCAACGGGACCCACUACUUUUUCUUCGAGGCGUUUGACGAACCUUGGAAGAGGGUAUUUGGUGGAGUCGAGCCUCAUUGGGGGGUCUUUGAUGAGCAUAGGAAUCUCAAGGAUCUGACCUUGCCGACGUGUAGCCAUGAUUGAGCUCGAUAAUUCGAACUACUGUAUAAUAACAGCUAUACCACGGACAAUGCCCCUUACUCAUCGAGGUUUGAUUCAUGAUUGGCGUAGACAUUGCCAUCUUCGAAGGCCCUCAAUGAUAUUCUUACACCUCUCGGAUGUGUCCCGUCUUUUUAUACAUUUGUUGGC